This is a messenger RNA of Osmerus eperlanus (European smelt), 5195 nucleotides long. Its product is annotated as protein kinase C alpha type-like. The record is from RefSeq and is a predicted model, not a curated record. Gene Ontology annotation, biological process: protein phosphorylation. The transcript is spliced from 10 exons. Gene Ontology annotation, molecular function: protein serine/threonine kinase activity; ATP binding. Lineage: Eukaryota; Metazoa; Chordata; Actinopteri; Osmeriformes; Osmeridae. Bases 181 to 1236 code for a protein of 351 amino acids.
CAGUGAGCUGUCAGCUAAGUAGUUGUAGUAACAGCUAAGGAAAGCUCAUAGAUAGCAGUGUUUAGUGUUACGACUUGACCACCAAUCUCCAGUUCACUUGCAAAAUACAGUGCGCCUGAAAAGGCUAAACGUUGGAUUUAUUAGACAUUGCAAACGGAGCAUUAACGCAGGGUUUUUGCCAUGGCUGAUGUUAUAAGUGUCAACGAUUCGUCCACCUCGGAUGUUGCGAAUAGGUUCGCUCGUAAAGGUGCUUUGAGGCAAAAAAACGUCCACGAAGUGAAGAACCACAAAUUUAUUGCAAGAUUCUUCAAGCAACCGACUUUCUGUAGCCACUGCACCGACUUCAUCUGGGGAUUUGGAAAACAAGGAUUCCAGUGCCAAGUUUGCUGUUUCGUGGUCCACAAGAGGUGCCAUGAGUUGGUCACGUUCUCCUGUCCCGGGGCGGACAAGGGCCCCGACUCAGACGACCCCCGAGCCAAGCACAAGUUCAAGAUCCACACCUACGGCAGCCCCACCUUCUGCGACCACUGUGGCUCCCUGCUCUACGGCCUCAUCCACCAGGGGAUGAAGUGUGACACCUGCGACAUGAACGUCCACAACCAGUGUGUGAUGAUGGUGCCCAGCCUGUGUGGAACGGACCACACCGAGAGGAGGGGACGCCUCUACCUCAAGUGUGAGGUCACCGGGGAGAAGCUUCAGGUCACAGGUAGUGUUGCAUUGAAACACGUGAGCCAGAUCGUGAUUAUAGCAUAUCAACCGUAUGGGAUGUCAGUGGACUGGUGGGCCUAUGGUGUGCUGCUCUACGAGAUGCUGGCAGGACAGCCUCCGUUCGACGGGGAGGACGAGGACGAGCUGUUCCAGUCCAUCAUGGAGCACAACGUGUCCUACCCCAAGGCUAUGUCCAAGGAGGCCGUCUCCAUCUGCAAAGGGCUGAUGACCAAGCACCCGUCCAAACGUCUGGGCUGCGGGCCGGAGGGAGAGAGGGACGUCAGGGAGCACCACUUCUUCAGACGCAUCGACUGGGAGCGCCUCAAGAACCGGGACAUCCAGCCUCCCUUCAAGCCUAAAGUGGGCGGCAAAGCGGCGGAGAACUUCGACAAGUUCUUCACGCGCACCCAGCCCCAGCUCACGCCGCCCGACCAGCUGGUCAUCGCCAACAUCGACCAGGCCGACUUCGCCGGGUUCUCCUUCAUCAACCCCCAGUUUAUACACCCUUCCAUCAACUACACAGUAUGAGGAGAAGGGAGGGGAUGAAUCCAGCCUGGACCCCACCCACCACACACACACACACACACCAAUGUCCCCUCUACUAUCCCUGCCCCCCACCCGAACCCAUUUAGCCAACACGACAGAUUCUGAAAACACACUCCUUAGCCGCCCGCAGCUUCCCUGUUUACGUACCUCAGUUUGGGAUUGAAAGAAUGAAAGAAUUGAAAGAAUCUGUCCAUUUAAAUUUGUGCUCUGGAAUGACUUGAAUUGACUUUGGCCAGUGCUGGUGUAUUGACUGGGGGUAGCAUGGGGGAGUUUAGAGGUUACGUCUAAGAUGUCUAGGAUGCUUGGAGAGAGACCUUAGGUAGGAAUGACACCCGACACUGAACGGUGGAGGGAGAGUUCUCUAUGAAGCAAUGCCAGUUUGUGAUUAUAGACUGAUGGACACACGACACCUAACAGUCUGUCGUUCGUAGACCUCCUGACCGAAACCCAUUGCUACGCGAUUUGAUUGGUGAUGCCACCACCUGUUAUCGAAUGAUGCAUUUUUUGCAAUCCAUGAAAGGACGUGAAGGGCAACAGGCCACAGGUGAAGAACAGAGGGCGGGAUCGAUGUGGGCAUUGCACAUCAAGAGUAGUGCACACAUGCUCUAGUCCUGUUUACAAUGGGGUGUCUUUGGUAAUGGGUACAUCGACACCGGUGUACAUCGAUAUUCCAACAAAACAAGUCCCUUUAUUAGAUAUACAACAUGGCAUGCCCAACCAAAAACAUACACAAACACACACACAUAGAUGACGACUGGCAAAAUGUUGCCACUAACUUUUCUUGAAUUGCAGGUAGUAUUGUUCCCUUGUGGUUAGGUUUACAGCCAUUAGUAGACCUUCAGAGAUAGCAGCAGUUAACAGUUGAUAUUUGUACAAUGUCAUAACUACGUUUUAGCAAAGCGAAUAUGACAUUGUUUAUUGUUUGACAAGACAUCUCUAAUAACUGCCAUUAGCAACAAACACUAGUAAGUGACAGUAAGCUCACCAUCCUAACAUUACUGUUCUGCCCGGCGUCCCACUUAUCCAACAAAGACUCUUAUUGGUCGAUGAAUCUCUUUAAAGGAUGUCCUUCAAUCGCUGAAGUUCCUAAUUACGUAUUCAUGUGAUUUUUGGAAGGAAACUACUUGUACUCCUGAGAAUGUUUUUUUGUUGUUGUUUUUGAGGAUUUCGACUAGAUAAAAUUGAUGGCAAGUUAUUGUUUUUAGUUGAGUCAUGCAGAUAAAUUAAAUGACAAGCCUGUUCCCUUCCAUAUAGAUACAGUAUCUUGGGCUAGUAUAGAGACACAUACGAAGACUAAUAUUGGGUUCAAAACUGUGUUCCAGUACCUUGCUAGAGGUUUCAUUCAAUCUGGCUUUGUGAAAUUGAUAGAGAUCAUAUAAUUAUUUAAUUGUCUCCAAUCAUGUUUGUUUAAUGUGAUGUAAUCAUUUUUCCAUAAUUUCUCAUUAACUUUAACACAUACCAGUGUAUUAACUCUUAUGUAAAUAUUCAUGAGUAGUUUUGAAAAAAUAUAUAGCAACUCACAGUUUUUAUACCAACAACUGAAUGUGCUUUUAUUACGUAAGGGGGAAAAAUAUUUCUAUGUAAAGGGGGGGGGGGGGGGGGGGAGGACACAGAAAUGAUCAACUUUGUAACAAUCUCGGUGUUAAAGUCAGGUUGAGAAAACUGCAAGAAAUAUCUGUACAACAUUUUUGCCGAUGAUCCCAAAUGUCAAUUUAUUCAAGCAGUUUGUUUUCCUGGUCUCACCACAUAUCCAAAGUUUAUGAAUGUGAUGAGUUUGAUGACUGGAUUCACUCGUAGUGGCUCAUGAUCCGGUGUCUAAUAGCUAUCCCUUCUGUGUCUGCAUGUUGUUGGUAGGAAUCAACAGUGCAUGUGAUAAACGUAAAUGCUGCAUGAAACUAAGUACCGGGCCCCUGGUCUUAGAAGUAAUGUUUGACUCCCUCACAACACAGGUUUGGGGUCAGUUAAACAUGCGCAGGCCCUGACCACAAGCCGGCAGUUGUUUUGAAAGCUGACCCUGGAGCUGAUUGAAAAUGAAGCUGCAUAAGUGUGGUCUUGGCCAGACCGGUGAGUCCACUUGCUCUCCAAUGUCUCAAAGAAGGGGUUUUCUUUUGUUGUAAAUGUUUGUGUUUGUCUGUGAGAUAAGUUGGUUUUCGUUGUUGAUUUUGUUCUUUCCGCUUUGCUCCAGUAAUUCAAGAAUGUUUUAUGGAAAUAUCACUGUCGCAACUCAUAUCAGAAUGAUAUAUUGAUAACUUUUAAUAGAUUUAUAUGCUACCCCCUCCCCUCCCCUUUUUCUAAGGGUGUUGCUCUCCUAAUGAUUCCUCGCUAACCUUUCGUCUGUGCCAAACCAGAAACAGCCAGAACCCGACAAUAGCAGCGUUGCACUAGCUGUAGUCUCGCCGAUGACUGUGGCUGGCAGCUCUCUAGACAGCGCCGAGGACCCUGCCAAGGCCACACACACUCGUCUGUCCCAACCCGAUGCGCUCCUCGCUAAACACAUGUAGCCACGGGGGCGCUCAUAUAUAUCGAUGUCAAUGCAGUUCCGAUGCCAGUCAACUAGCCAGUCAGUCCCACCACAACAGUGUUGUUUAUGUACUCACGUGCGUGUCUCACCCAUGGUCAGCACCUUUGCACGUGUUUGACAUGUGUGCUUUAUAGCCAGACAGCAGUAUGACGACUUCUCCUUCUGUGUUAACGCCGCUCUACUUUCCCCUCCUACCUCCCUGUGCCUGGCGAUGAAUAAGCAUGUCCGCGAGUGAGCGCGCAAGUGUGCUUGCGGGGGAGCAAUGCGUUCUGAAUACGUUUUUUAAAGACGUGGCAAAACAUGGAAGGAUAACAGACAGGCGGUUGGGUGUCUGAAUGCAUGAACGAACGAGGAAAUGUGUGGAUCGAGUGAACUAUAUGGAUCGAUCAAUGUACAAACCCUGUGCCUCCUCCUGGCCUUUCUCUACCCCUGUCUGGGUAGCUCCACCACUCCCUCCCUCCCGACCCCUCCUUUCUCAGUGCCUGGGCAAUACAUCUCCUUAUUGACGAAGCCCUCAUCCUUUUUCCGUUGAGAAGCAAUCAGUUCCUUUAGGCAGUUUUUUUCCCCUCCCGUUCCAAAUCCCGUUUCCUUUGACACCACCCUCACUCUCUCGGUGAUCUGUAGGGGGUUUGACAUGGGAAGGGGAUUGGCCAAAUGUAUCCUUAACUUUUCCUUUGUUUACAUCCCGCUUCGUAUAUUUUUUUCCUUUUCAAACGUACACGAGUCCACAGAUUUAGCGUUCAUGAAAACAAAUCUUAAUUGUUCUCGGUUCGUGUUUCCUGCUUGGUUUGUAAUGAUUUGAGAUAAAUGUUGGCUUUACCUGUAUUUGUUUCUAUGACUCUUUAGUGUUUAGUUGAUGCUUUCUCCUUCUGGUGUUUCCAGACCUGGGUUGGAAAACAAUGUCUCCAAUACUCUUGACUCGCUAAAGCUUGUCUGGACAGACAGGUGGCAGGGGGUUAACAAACAUGGUUCCUAAAGGUCAGACAGGCUCAAUGGAGCACAGAGAAAGGAUUUGACAGGAUUUGAAAAUACUAUUUACGACCCAGGUUUGGCAGUAUCCUGUCCCAUAUGAAGAGAGGUGGAAUUGGGCCGUGUUUGUGUUCGUGUAGAACACAGUCUAAACCGUGGGCUGAUUGCCUUCUCUCAUACGGUCUCUUAACCUCUCUCGUUUCUGUUCCUGUGUGAACCAAGCGCUUCUUAUGUCUUUGUACAUACAUAAUUUAGAGAUCUACAUACAGUACAUGUCUGUAAAAGAAAGAAUAUAUUGUAUUUUGCAAAUGGUGUAUGUUCGUUCUAACUCCUAACCCCCAGGCCCCUAUCCCUUAACCCCUUGAAAUUAGUCUUGAGCUCCUUACCUUGUAAUCAAUCGUGUCAUUUGUACCUACUGUAUGAUAAUGCAAAUAAAAAAGACAAAACUAUA